AUGGGCCGACCUGCCACGCGAGAUCGUGGCCUUGAUAGCCAGCUACACCUGCACGCUGCCGACCCGGAUUCCUGCGCGUACUACCGCCACGAGGACCGUUCCUUCAUCGGUCCAGGUGCCCAGUUCAUUCCUGGCCAGCAGCAAGCGCCGCAACGGCCUGCGGGAGGAUCCGAAGACCCGUCAGGCGGCGGACCCGGGACCAGUGCAGGACCGUUGGGUAGCGGCGGCGGCAGCGGAGCCAGUGGGGCAGCGGCUCACGGCAGCUCUCCUGGCUAUGUCGCCGUACCCGGCACGUUCCGGCCGUCCAGGAUGAGCGAAACAGCACUGGCAAUGCGCUGCGUCUGCCGGCUGUGGUGUGAGGUGCUGAGUGAAGGUGUACGGCGGGUCUCCCACCUGGCCCUCGGCAACUGUGCGGACGUCAUGGUUCGGAACCAGGACCCGCCUGCCGUACUGUCGCCGCGGCGCGGGGGUGCCGGCGGUGCCUGCCAAGCGGGGCCCGGCCCCAGCAGUGAGGCUGCCGCCGCCGCCGCAAGUGGGGCCCCCCGGCGGCGCUCGCCGCGCACCGCGGCUGCCAGCGGCAGGCCCCGUGCAGCAGCUCGGGCCCGUGGCGCGGGGAACAGCACCGGCAGCGGCGUCGGCUCCUUUGCCGCCAGCAGCAGUGGCGCGCUGAAGGCGCGUUCGCUGGGGGGCCUGAGCUGGCUCCGAAACCUGCAGGUCUUAGACACUGCCGUACACCUAGACCUCGCCGCCAGCUGCCCCUGGCUCGAGGAGCUCGUGGUCUGGACACAGAACCCGCACCAGCAGUACGGCACGCAUCCGGGUCGCGACUCGGCUGGCUACUUGGGCCCGACGCACGGUCCGCAUCCCACCGUCGGCAGCGUCGUCUCAGCCGCCGCUGCUGGCGGCGGCCGCCGCGGCGGCGCCGCUGCUGGGGGCACCCGCCGCUCUGCUCUCGACCGCACCCUGUCCAGCUUGCCGGGACUGCGGCGGCUGCGGCUGUCUGGCGUGGACGCGUCGGCAGCGCGACUGGGCUCUGCGAUUAUGGGCCUUACGGCGCUGACCAGCUUGCGGCUGUUCCAGUGCAAGCUGCCCACCUUCAUCGGGGCGCCGGAGCGGGCCCGAUCUGGGCAGAGUAACUUUGCCAGGGAGCUGGUGCUGAACUUGGGAGCCAAGUUACAGGACUUGUCGCUCCAGGGGUGCUGCAUACGGGCCGUGCCCGACGAGGUUCUGGCGGGCCUUACGAGCCUGCGGAUGCUGGACCUGUCCUCCAACUGGCUCAGGGAGCUGCCGACCACACUGACGUUGCUGCAGCGCCUGGAGUACUUGGACGUGCAGCACAACACGUUGGUCGCACUGCCCGAAGGAAUGGCGGCGCUCACCCGGCUGGCAGAUUUGGACUUGUCGGAGAACUACCUGCGCCGCCUGCCUGCGGACUUUGGCCAGUUGACUGCGCUGACUCACCUCCACCUCGGAGGCCUUCACGGACUGGAUAUGGUGCUGUGCUGGCCGCUGCUGACCUCCCUGACCAACCUCCAUGCGCUGGGUCUCGGCUCUCUUGUCGCGGCGAGGAGGGAGAGCAUCCGGACGUUGGGCGAGGGCGAAGGCUCCUCGGGUCCCCUGCAUGCGCUGGUUUCGGCGCUGGCUCCCGCGGGUCGGUUGCGCGAGCUGAUGUUGGAUGGCUGCGGGCUGGACGGGCUGCCCGCCUGCUUCUCCGGUCUGACGGCGCUCAGCCACCUUUCCCUGAUGGAGAACUUCGAUACGUCGGGCUUUCCGAACGCCAUCACCGGCCUGCGCGGCCUGGCAGUGCUGCGACUGGGCUAUCUGGACCUCUCCGCGCCAUUGCCUGCGGGCCUGUAUGACCUGGGAUUCCUACGGGAGCUGGACCUGGAACAGAACUUCCUGCCGUAUGUGUCGUCGGACAUCAGCAAGCUGUCCAACUUGCAGCACGCCCUUCCCUGGACCGCCCUCUACCGACUCACGAGGUUGCGGCAGCUGAGUCUGUCCGGCCCGGAGGAGCCGCCCCGAGUCACCCGGGGCAUCGGGGCGCUCACUGGCCUGGAGGCGCUGCAGAUGCAUGCCGUGUCGCUGCCAGGCCCCGUCCUGUCGGAGCUGUGCAACCAGCUGACUGGCCUGUCUUCCCUGGACUUGGCGAGCUGCCAAAUGAAGGCGCUGCCGGCAGCCAUCACCAAGCUGGCGCGGCUGGCGGACCUGCAGCUGACCAGCAACCAGCUCGAGAAACUGCCGGCGGGUUUCGGAGCGCUGUCGCGACUGACAGAUCUGGGACUGAGCGGCAACCGCCAGCUGCGCUCGCUGCCGGCGGACAUCACGUGCCUCACUCGCCUGCGCAGCCUGAGCUGGACCGUGGACCGCACGCGCACAAAACCGCCCUCGGAGGAGCAGCUGAGCUGGAUGGCUCAGCUGCAAGAAUUGGCGCUGCACGGAGAACACAGCUUCGCGGAGCUGGCCAAAUUGCACGGCAUCACAUGGCCCAAGCGGACUUCGUACUGGUGA
Messenger RNA from Volvox carteri f. nagariensis, 2511 nucleotides. RefSeq lists its product as uncharacterized. NCBI's taxonomy places the organism in Eukaryota, Viridiplantae, Chlorophyta, Chlorophyceae, Chlamydomonadales, Volvocaceae. The transcript has 14 exons. The record is from RefSeq and is a predicted model, not a curated record. The coding region runs from base 1 to 2511 and encodes 836 amino acids. Gene Ontology annotation, molecular function: protein binding.